Messenger RNA from Hansenula ciferrii, 645 nucleotides. RefSeq names its product S-adenosylmethionine-dependent methyltransferase (gene MTQ2). Gene Ontology annotation, molecular function: protein methyltransferase activity; nucleic acid binding; S-adenosylmethionine-dependent methyltransferase activity. Gene Ontology annotation, cellular component: eRF1 methyltransferase complex. Gene Ontology annotation, biological process: methylation. The transcript has a single exon. The record is from RefSeq and is a predicted model, not a curated record. NCBI's taxonomy places the organism in Eukaryota, Fungi, Ascomycota, Saccharomycetes, Phaffomycetales, Wickerhamomycetaceae. Bases 1 to 645 code for a protein of 214 amino acids.
AUGUACUCUACUCCAAUAGUCGACGCUGAUUUUGAAAAAGUUUAUGAACCAGCAGAAGAUUCUUUCUUACUUUUAGAUGCCUUAGAACAAGAACAAGCUUACCUUCAAAAAACAUUCAAAAACCCACUAGUUGUUGAAAUAGGUUCAGGUUCAGGUGUUGUCACUAUAUUUUGUCACAAAUAUAUAAUACCCAAUGGUCUCUAUAUAACUACUGAUGUGAAUCCACAUGCUUGUAAAAGUUCCAAGGCAACAAGUAUCAAAAAUGGUGGUGCAAAUUAUUUGGAUUCUAUACAGUCAGAUUUAACAACUUCAAUAAGAAAUAAUCAAAUAGAUAUUAUGAUUUUCAAUCCUCCUUAUGUUCCAGCUGAAGAAGUUCCAGAAAUACCUCAAACAGAAGAUGAUUAUAAAUGGUUGGAUCUUGCACUUUUAGGUGGUCCAGAAGGUAUGGAUGUUACAGAAAGAUUAUUAAAUAAUUUUGAUUCAAUUUUAUCAGAAAAUGGAAUUGCAUAUAUUUUGUUCUGUGCUAGAAAUAAACCUAAAGAAGUCACUGAAAAACUAAAAACCAAAGGUUGGAAUAGUGAACUUGUUAUUAAUAGGAAAGCUGGAUGGGAAGAUCUUUCUGUAUAUAGAUUUUUUAGACAAUAA